AUGGCGUCGUCCGCCGCGCCCCGCCCCGCCGCAGGUGCGCGGACGCUGUCAGGGAGCGUGAAGAUCGCGGCGCUAGCGCUGGGCGCAGCAGGCGCCGCAAUAAACGGCGGAAUUUCCGCCGUCGUUGGCGCAGGCAGCCGCGCGGGGGAAACGGCGGGGGCGAGUGCAUUGGGGGGAGCAGGGAGAGGGCAGGCGUCGAGCCCCAAGGGCAUCUCCCGCGGUGGUCCUGGCAGUCCGCGCGCGUCUGGCGGACUCUUUCCCCGACAUGCGGCUGUCAACUACCUCUGCCUCAUGCUGCCCUUCCUCGCUCUUUCCACUCUCCAGCUGUACCUGAUGUGGUUACCAGAGCUGGGGCCCAUGCGGUUACCACAGGACGACUUUGUGGGCAGUAAAUCGACCAAGAGCAGGGAGCACCGAUUCAACUACCGAACGCUGCUGGCCCACACAGCCAGUCACGUCCUCUCAUUGCACAAGCUUUUGGAGCAGAGCAGGAGAGAGUUGAAGGGCCAAGUGGCGGAGGGGGUAGGGAAGAUGGGGAUAGAGAUGCUGCAGACGAGGCAGGACAGUGCGCGGGCUGCUGCUGACGUGGCAGACUGGUGGCGGCACGAGCAGGGCAGGCUGAAAGCCAUGAGCCAGGACGUCGGGCACUUGAAAGAAAUUGUCGGGCAGCACGCAAGGAAGUUGGAGGCGCAAGUGCGAGCAGUGCAGGAAGCCUCUGGAAGCAGCGAGGAGCAGCAGAGGGACAGCAAGAGUAGCUUCCCCUUGGGUGAGGGGGGGGAUAAAGAGGGCGACGAGGAUGGGGAGGUGGUGGCACGGCCGGAGCAGUGGCAGAAGGGGCGGCAUGAGGCGCUGCAGCACUUCUGGGUGGCGGACGACAGGCCUGCUCUCUGGCAGCAACGAGCCUUCCAGCGCUACGGGUCGUUCGGAUUCAUCAAGUUCAGCGCCUAUCGAGUGAAUGCAUCCACGGUGGCAGUGCUGGGCUUGGCAUCACUCCCCAUGCACCACGGCCGCCGCUUCACAUCCUGCCGCUGGCACGCCUCCUCCUCUGCUGCUGCUGACGAUGGGGGAGGUGGCAGUGGUGGUGGGCGUGUGAGUGAAGGCAAGCUGGUGCCGCUGUAUGUGGAGGAGCAUCACGACUACCUGUACGAGGCAGUGGUGCUGCUGUGUGUGCUGGACGCGCCUUCAGCAGCGUCAGGGGGCGUGUUGGAGGCAGAGAUCGACGGGGAGGUGCUCUUCCCCUACGUGGAGCAGCCGGGGCAGCCCAUUGAAGACCCGUCUACCUUCCCCAACAAUAUCAUCCUCUGUGGCCCGCCCAUGUUCGGCGUCAUCAGCGCCAGGGCGCUCACCGAGUGGCUGCACUUCCACCGCCUGCUGCUGCCGGUGGACCGUUUUGUCCUUUAUGACGCGGGCGCCGUUGCCGACCACGCUGACGUCAGCAGCGCGGUGCAGCCGUGGGUGCGGGCGGGGGUGGUGGAGGUGGUGGGGUUUGAGGAGUCGACACAGUACGACGUGUGGUCUUACGCACAGGCCCUGUCCACGCACGACUGUCUGUACGGGAAUCGACACGAGGCGCGCUGGCUGCUGUUUGCCGACCUGGACGAGUUUGUCGAGGUGCUGCCGCCCGCCACGCUGCAGCGGCUGCUACAGGACAACGCUGGCCGCCCGUGGAUCACGUUCGGGUGCACAGUGUUCAACAGCUCGUUCUGCCGCCCACAGGAGCCUCGCCCGCAGGAGCUAUGGAACAGCGGCAUGACAAGGAGAAGGAGGAGGAGGUUGCUGCAGGGAGAGGGGGAACAGGGAGGGGACGGGGGAGGAGGAGGAGGAGGAGGAGGAGGAAUGGGGGAUCGGGGCACUGGCGGCGACGUUGCGCCCAUGCGGCCGUUGGUGGUGGAGGGGGUGAUGUACCAGUGGCCACACGCCUACUGCAUGAACACAUCGCUCUACCCUGACCACCUGUGCCUGGACCAGUUCGGCCACCGCAAAUACAUCCUCAACCCGCGCCGGGUGUCUCUCGCACAGAUCCACGUGAUUAUCGGUGGCGAUAUGGACGGCCUGGAUCUGCCGACGGACGUGGCGAGAUUCGCACACUACAGGGGGCUGGCAACACGGGGGUACCCCAUGUGCGACCUUGGGGCACCCAGCUCCUGGUGGCGCUACCACGAUGGCGUGGCGCGCAUGGCCCAGGCUGCUCGCUCCUGCCCUGCUCUGGUCACGCCUGUUCCUGAGAGUUUCAUGAUGCGGUGGUGGUGGCACCAAGAGGCCACGCAGGUAGCCCAUGUGCAACCUGGGGGCACCGACGUGUUUUCAGCCAUGAGCGCACGUGCCUGA
Messenger RNA from Closterium sp. Yama58-4, 2328 nucleotides. NCBI's taxonomy places the organism in Eukaryota, Viridiplantae, Streptophyta, Zygnematophyceae, Desmidiales, Closteriaceae. The record is from the annotation of a GenBank genome assembly.